Molecule: messenger RNA, 1894 nt
Organism: Pogona vitticeps (central bearded dragon)
Lineage: Eukaryota; Metazoa; Chordata; Lepidosauria; Squamata; Agamidae
Source: RefSeq, a predicted model, not a curated record
CCCUGGUCUUCCCUGUCCCACGCAGGGAUCCUCCACGAGGACCUCCGGCUCCUGCUGGAGACUAACUUGCCGGCCAAAAAGAAGAAGGUCGUGGUGGGGGUGAGCGAUGCCAAAAUUGGGGCUGCCAUCCAGGAGGAGCUGGGCUACUCGUGCCAGACGGGAGGCGUGGUGGCAGAGAUCACCCGAGGGAUCCGCUUGCACUUCCAUGCCUUGAUCAAAGGCUUGACCGUCCAGUCGGCCUCCAAGGCCCAGCUGGGGCUGGGGCACAGCUACUCCCGGGCCAAAGUAAAGUUCAACGUGAACCGGGUGGACAACAUGAUCAUCCAGUCUAUCAGCCUCCUGGACCAGCUGGAUAAGGACAUCAACACCUUCUCCAUGAGGGUCAGAGAGUGGUAUGGGUACCACUUCCCAGAGCUCAUUAAGAUUGUGAGUGACAACUACACCUACUGCCGCCUGGCCAGGCUGAUUGGGAACCGGAAGGAGCUGAGCGAGGAGAGCCUGGAGGGAUUGGAGGAAAUUGUGAUGGACGGCACCAAAGCUCAGGCCAUCCUGGAGGCCUCUCGCUCGUCCAUGGGAAUGGACAUCUCGCCCAUUGACCUCAUCAACAUUGAGAGCUUCUCCAGCCGGGUCAUCUCUCUCUCGGAGUAUCGUAAAGGCCUGCAGGAAUACCUCCGCUCCAAGAUGAGCCAGGUGGCCCCCAGCCUUUCAGCUCUGAUUGGAGAAGUGGUGGGCGCCCGGCUCAUCUCUCAUGCUGGGAGCCUCACAAAUUUGGCCAAGUAUCCUGCUUCCACCGUGCAGAUCCUAGGUGCCGAAAAAGCCCUCUUCAGGGCUCUGAAGACACGGGGCAACACUCCUAAGUACGGCUUGAUCUUCCACUCUACCUUCAUUGGACGGGCAGCUGCCAAAAACAAGGGCCGCAUCUCCCGCUACUUGGCCAACAAGUGCUCCAUUGCAUCCCGCAUUGACUGCUUCUCAGAAGUCCCAACUUGUGUCUUUGGGGACAAGCUGCGAGAGCAGGUGGAGGAGCGGCUGGCUUUCUACGAGACGGGGGAUCCCCCUCGCAAGAACCUCGAUGUUAUGAAGGAGGCUGUUGUAGAGGCAACACAGGUGGCUGCUGAAAUCAAAAGGAAAUUGGAGAAGAAAGAGAAGAAGAAGCGUAAGCGUGAAAAGAGGAAGCACCUGGAGGCCUUGGCGGGAGCAGAGGAAACGGAGAACUCCUUGCUGGAGACGACAGCAGAGGAAAAUGAGGUGGAGCCCAAGAAGAAGAAGAGGAGGAAGCACCAGGAGGCGGAGGAAGAGGAGCCCGCCGAGAACGGCCUGGAGGAAGAAGAGAGCUUGCCCAAGAAGAAGAAAAAGAAGAAAGUGGCUGCUGAGGAGACCCCUCAGCCCAAAGUGAAAAGGACCAAAAAGAAAAAAGCCAGAACAGAGGAGGAGGAAGAGGAGCAGGAGGAGGAGGAAGCCUAGGGUGGAAAUGCCGGCUGAGGACGAGAGGCCCUGGCUGACAUCAAGGCCGUGCUCUUCAUAUACUUCUGUCCAGUACUUUCAAGGCAACUGAAUGUAGCCCCUUCACUCCUCGCGUUUCGAUUUCCAGUGAAAAGAGUACGUGGCAGCCUGAGGCCUCUGGUGCAACUUUCAGUCCUCCUGCAAAAAAAAAGGGUUCCUUUGUGCCUCAACCGGGGAUGGGGGGCAAUGCUUGCAUGAGAUAGCUGAGCUGGCCUAGGAGCCAAGGGCAGGCAGCGCUGCGGCCUGCCUGGAGGAGGACUGUCCAGCCAGCUCCUGGACUGGCCGCAACCGUGUCUUUGACAGAAGCAGGGGUUGGGGGCUGGCGGACUGGAAUUUGAUGCUUUUGUUGGUUAACCUGCUAACAAUAAAAUUUGCAGUCUUUUUCUAGCAA